CACACAGGGUGGAUGGCACCCAGUGUGGAUGGUACCCAGGGCGGGUGGCACCAUGGCCAGGGUCCUGUUUCAGCCCUGCUCCAUCCCUGUUCUGCAGCAGCGGCCCGGGAUGCCCCCCGGGGGCAGGAUGCCCAUGGCAGGGCUGCAGGUGGGACCCCCAGGAGCCCCCCCGUAUGGAGCAGCCACCCCGCUGAGGCCCGGCCUGCCCCAGGCCAUGAUGGAUCCCUUCAGGAAGCGCCUGCUGACCCCCCAGGCACAGCCACCCAUGGCCACCCCGAGGAGAGGGGUGAAGAGGAGGAAGAUGGCUGACAAGGUGCUGCCACAGAGGAUCCGGGAGCUGGUCCCAGAGUCCCAGGCCUACAUGGACCUCCUGGCCUUCGAGCGCAAGCUGGACCAAACCAUCGCUCGGAAGAGGAUGGAGAUCCAGGAGGCCAUCAAGAAACCCCUGACGCAAAAGCGGAAGCUCAGGAUUUACAUCUCCAACACCUUCACCCCGGCCAAGGAGGAGGGAGAGGGGGGCGAGCGUGUGGCCUCCUGGGAGCUCCGAGUGGAGGGGAAGCUGCUGGAGGAUCCCAGCAAGCAGAAGAGGAAGUUCUCCUCCUUCUUCAAGAGCCUCGUGAUCGAGCUGGACAAGGAGCUCUAUGGGCCAGACAAUCACCUGGUGGAGUGGCACCGGAUGCCCACGACCCAGGAGACCGACGGCUUCCAGGUGAAGCGUCCCGGGGAUGUCAAUGUGAAGUGCACCCUGCUGCUCAUGUUGGACCACCAGCCCCCCCAGUACAAGCUGGACCCGCGGCUGGCCCGGCUGCUCGGGGUGCACACCCAGACCAGGGCCAGCAUCAUGCAGGCCCUGUGGCUCUACAUCAAACACAACAAACUGCAGGACAGCCACGAGAAGGAGUUCAUCAACUGCAACCGCUACUUCCGCCAGAUCUUCAACUGCGUCCGCAUGCGCUUCUCCGAGAUCCCCAUGAAGCUGGCAGGGCUCCUGCAGCACCCAGACCCCAUCAUCAUCAACCACACCAUCAGUGUGGACCCCAAUGACCAGAAGAAGACAGCCUGCUACGACAUCGACGUGGAGGUGGACGAUCCCCUCAAAGCCCAGAUGAGCAACUUCCUGGCCUCCACCACCAACCAGCAGGAAAUCGCCUCCCUGGAUGCCAAGAUCCAUGAGACCAUCGAGUCCAUCAACCAGCUGAAGACACAGAGGGAUUUCAUGCUGAGCUUCAGCAACAACCCCCAGGAUUUCAUCCAGGAGUGGAUCAAAUCCCAGAGGAGGGACCUCAAGAUCAUCACGGAUGUGAUCGGGAACCCCGAGGAGGAGCGGCGGGCCGAGUUUUACCAACAGCCCUGGGCGCAGGAGGCCGUGGGCAGACACAUCUUUGCCAAGGUCCAGCAGCGCCGGCAGGAACUGGAACAAGUGCUCGGGAUCCGCCUCACUUAAGGCGGGCGGGGCCCGGGGCCGCCCCCGCCCCGCUGCCCGAGCCGGACGGUACCGACUGGAAGCCACAGCACUUGCACAAACCCGAUGUGCCUGGAGGGAGGGGAGCCCCCGGGGCUCCCCGGGCCGAGCACAGCGGAGUCCCCGCUCCCCCCAGGCCCCCGCAGCGCCUCCUCCGCUUUGCAUCGCGCCCUCCCCGCGCAGCCCCCGCGGGUUCCCCGCUCCCCUCCCGCUCCCAAAGCUCCCCCGGGGCCGGGAAGCGCUGCCCGUGCCCGCGGGGAGGAGCUGCCAGC
This is a messenger RNA of Passer montanus (Eurasian tree sparrow), 1734 nucleotides long. It is a transcript of the gene SMARCD2, whose product is annotated as SWI/SNF related, matrix associated, actin dependent regulator of chromatin, subfamily d, member 2. Bases 29 to 1444 code for a protein of 471 amino acids. Gene Ontology annotation, biological process: regulation of transcription by RNA polymerase II. The record is from RefSeq and is a predicted model, not a curated record. Lineage: Eukaryota; Metazoa; Chordata; Aves; Passeriformes; Passeridae. Gene Ontology annotation, cellular component: nucleus; SWI/SNF complex. The transcript is spliced from 12 exons.